Opisthorchis viverrini is the source of this 738-nucleotide messenger RNA. RefSeq lists its product as hypothetical. NCBI's taxonomy places the organism in Eukaryota, Metazoa, Platyhelminthes, Trematoda, Opisthorchiida, Opisthorchiidae. The record is from RefSeq and is a predicted model, not a curated record. The transcript has 2 exons. The coding region runs from base 1 to 738 and encodes 245 amino acids.
AUGUUAACAUCAAACAUAGAAAGUGCAACAUAUUCCACAGAUACAACAUCACAGGGACUGUUGGAUGGAAUAAACAGAAGGACUACAGGAUUUGGGGUUGCCGCGGAGGCUAUUGACCUGAUUGAUCCUAUGCCUGCAUCAAAUCCCUACACCACACUAAAAGCAGCAAUUAUUAAACGGACAGCCACCUCGGACGAAGCGAAUCUGCAAAAAUUGCUUGCAGGGGUCGAACUGGGCGAUCGCACACCUUCGCAACUGCUACGACACAUGCAAAGCCUCGCAUGCGGUAAGUCAUUUUACGACGCAAUUUUAAAGCAGUUGUGGCUGCAGUGUCUCCCCGUAAGCACUCGCCAAAUUCUGGCUACCCGGUCAGAUGUCCCUCUGUCGUCACUCGCUGAGACGGCAGAUAAGAUCCACGAAUGCUUCGCCGACCGUUUGAUAGCCUCAACCUUACAACAGCCCAUUCGGCCUAACGGCAACCCCGUUAUGGCACGUCUCGAUCGAAUGCAGGCGCAAAUUGAUCAACUGGUGGCCACGGUAAACAAGCUAGUCACCACAGCGGCGCGGACUAACACGUCACGCAAGUCCCGAUCGGUUUCACGUAAACCGACCUCUCCAUCUCGGAAUCCCAACCGAUUUUGCUAUUACCACACAAAAUUCAAAGACAAGGCUCUACGUUGCACACCUCCAUGUGCUUACGUCUCCCCUGACCAGGGGAACUCACUGGCCAGUCAGUAG